Messenger RNA from Kickxella alabastrina, 659 nucleotides. RefSeq lists its product as uncharacterized. Gene Ontology annotation, biological process: protein phosphorylation. The record is from RefSeq and is a predicted model, not a curated record. The coding region runs from base 80 to 517 and encodes 145 amino acids. Gene Ontology annotation, molecular function: protein kinase activity; ATP binding. The transcript has a single exon. Lineage: Eukaryota; Fungi; Kickxellomycota; Kickxellomycetes; Kickxellales; Kickxellaceae.
UGACAAUGUCACAGUCGGCGAGAAGAUUCGGAAGCUGCCAUUUUGUGCACACAAGCGCAUUGCCACGUCGCCGAUUGGCAUGCCACUUGAUAGGCUCCAGUCCGUUCCCGAGCUGAUCAUUGCUGUUGCCGAUGCUAUGCGCGCCCACCGCGCCAUUGCCGAGCACUGCAAUAUAUUGCACCGUGAUAUCUCAGCAGGCAACUUUCUUUUCCGGCGUAUGAUGGAUGGCACUGUCAAGGGCAUGUUGAUUGAUUUUGACCAUGCGAUCAACUGCGAGAAUCUGGAUGCGAUGCCGAAAAACGAGCAUAUCGGCACACUGAAUUUCAUGAGCGUGAACAACCUCGAGGGCAACAGCAACAAGCGCACCGAGCUCGACGACUGGGAGGCGCUGAUUUAUGUCCUGGUGUGGCUUGGGACAUUUGGACUCAAUGGCACACCCAAACAUGACAGUGAUGCAAGUGAACACAGAAGGAUUGCAGGUGUUAAAAUCAAGUAUUGGGUUGACGCACAACAUUAAGGACAUUGCCAGAUACAAGCGCGGCGAUUUGGACAACAGUUCCAGUUUUAAAUCUAUCCUCAACGAGUUUGAUAGUAGGGUGGAUCAUACCAAUGUUCUUGCAGGGUUGUUGAGUAUGAUGCGCAAUAUUCUAAUCGACAAU